AUGCAGGAUCUGGACCCUGAUCGCCCUGAUGCCUACGUGGAGCCCGAGGAGCCUGUUGAGAAUGAAGACUUCGAUAGAACCGCAUUGGAGGUCAUGCCGGAGUAUGAGGAGGAGCCCUUGACAGGCAAGCUGAAUCUCACUUUCAUGUUGACUAAGAACGAUUACAAGAAGCGACUGUCAUACUCGGAAGCUAUCGAGGUCGAGCGAAUAUGGCAGAACAAUCGAGCUGUCCUGCAAUCUCAGAGCGAAUCAGACCACGACAACCGAAACUUGCUGCCGUGGGAGCAGGAAGCAAGCCAGAUGCUUGACGAGGCUAUCGAGUACGUCAGGGAGCGAGAUCGAGAUGUAGAGAUGAAAGGGAUUGAAUACAAGGACAACAAGAACGACAACAGACAUCACCAUCACAUUCUUGACAACAAGAGUCAACACCAAGUUCACUACCUCAAGGGACAAGAGACCAUGAGCAACACAAGUCUACAAGAUGCCUUGAUGGCUCCCGAGGACCCCGAGCCAACGCCGAACCUGUUCGAUGACUACGAAUACUGUGAUCUGAAAUCAUGCAUGAGAUAUGAAGCCCUGAAGGCUGUUGCAGACAAGGAAAAGAAGAAACGAAUCGACUCCGACGACUCGAUUCGAAACCUCGUUGCCUCUGAACUCUUGAACGUUUCUUCCACGACAAGUAAGAUUUCUUACGGCGAGCUUGUCUCCGGGGAACCGCCCGACGAAUGGCCUUUCCGACCUGGAAGGAGGACCAAGGAUAAUAUUUUCGACCACGAGAUAGACGAAAAUCUCCUGGAAAAGUACACCCUCACGUGGGACAAGAUCUUGAAGAACGAAGAGUUCUGGAUCGAGAGGAUUAAGAGGUCUAUGGACAGGGAGUACUUGGAGACUCUCCUGCAAGUGCGGGAGAAGUGGGGAUUCGUCCCAGUGCCUGACGUCGAUGUGGAGGGAGUGACAUGCUGGAACUCGACUGUUCCUCCUCCUCUGCUCCCUCCUCCCUCUCCAAGGCGAGACGACCUCAUCCUCCCCGAUGCAUUCAAGACGUUCGCUGCUGCUGUCUGGGCAGCGAAAGAUGGAGAGAGAAUCUUCUUGAGGGCUGGAAACCACACAUGGAAGGGAGCAGAGUCAAGGAGUGACCUCGCCAUCCAAUAUGACGGGAUCUUUAUGAACUCAAAACUCCCUCCUCGAAUCAUCGAGGUGCUCUUUGGCAUCGUCAGCGUCCCCAACUGUGAGCUAGAUCCCUUCCUCCUGGCUUCUCCUGACCUUCCUCCUCCUCCAGUUCUCCGUGCAGAACCGACGCUGAACCUCCUGGAGCUCGAGCAGGCAGGGCAGGAGGAAAGUUUCUGCUUGCAUGUCACCGGAGAGGAAGGAGCGAGACUGUGCGGGAGGAUGAUGCUUCAGGCCAACUCGGUCGGCUCCUUCCUGGGGGUGCGACUGGCGAUGGAGAACAACAACAGCUACCUGGAGGACGAGAAAGACGAUGCGGUUUACAUGAAUGCGAUAGAGACGAGGGGGGGGCCAUGGCUGUUCCAGCACUGCGAGCUCAGAGCUUGCGGGGCCGUGGCCCUGUGCGCGGCGAGACGAUCGCUGACCAAGAUACGGCAGAGCGUGAUAGGAGGGGUAUCUCACCAGCGGGAACGUCACUCGGGAGGAGGAAGAGCGACGUGCGGGCUGCUGGCAAGGGACUUUGCCAGGGUCGUGCUGAACGAAGACACGAUCGAGAUGACAGGGACCGUUAUCCUACCUGCGCUGCAUGCGGUCGGGAUGAGCCAGGUCUCCGUAGACAGGAGCGUGUUCCAGCGUAACAUUCACUCGGUCGGCGUGCUGGACAGAGCGCAGGUGAAGCUCUCGAGCUGCUUCCUGCAGAACAACUUCCAGGGCGCGUUCCUCGCAGUGAACAAGCAGGGGGAGGUCGCACGGGAUGACGAGCUGGGGGAGGAGGAGAGAAGGAUGGUGGAGGUUAUGCUGACAGAGAGGGCGAAGAAGGAGCAGGGGAUGAGAAAGUUCUUCCAUCAGUUCCCCAUCCACUGGGACAAGUACAGGAGAGCAUGGACGAGGGUCCCGUCGCGGCCCACCAGGAGGAUGGACCCCCUGCUGGGGAACGUGACAGACGGCUGGCUCUACGGCCUUCCUGGAUGGACCCAUGGAGUCCCCGACAGCGUGAAGGAGCGAGUGGAGGCACUGAUGGACGCAAGUAUCGCCUCGUCCUCGAACCUGCUAGAGCUCUCCUCCUCCGUCUUCAAGUGGGGCCAAGUCGGCUGCCCGCUGUCCCUCCGGAUCGCCAACGGAGAUGCGGAGGGUGACCAGCUGACCAUCAACUUCAACGGAGGCUCCCACGAAGCCUCGCUGCACGUGCGGGGCUGCAACGUGUCCGGGGCCCUGUGGUCCACCAACGAUCGUCCGGGAGUCUUCAGGAGCGAGGACGUGCUGGAGAUGCAGGACGUGUGGAAGGAGACGUUCGUUGAGGGGCCCUACCGCAUGAACUGCUCCCACAUGCUGGAGCAGUUUGGGUUCAAGUGGGACGAGAGCAUGCGGGACUGGCUGAAGCCCGUCCGGCGAGCCGACGGCUCCUACGUGUUCGUGCGAUGGAACGAGACGAGGUUUGAGGACGAGGCUCCUGGAGGGUAUCCGGGGACACCGGAGGACUACCCGAUGUUCGACCCUGAGACAGGAGCAGAGAUCUUGCCGCUGAACGAGACGGUAGUGAAGAGGAAGUCUAUCCCCUUCCUCAACUUCGAGACCGGCGAGCCCCCAAAGGCGAUCGCCGAGCACUGGAAGAAGGAGAAACGCAUCAUCCAGCUGAAGGAGCUGCUGGAGCUGAAGAGGCUGCGGGAGGACCCCGAGUACUUGACCAUGAAGCUAGCAGGGGAUCCGGAGCCUGAGGAGGAGGGGGUGGGGCUGAAAAUGAAAUACUACAAGACAGACGCCGAGCGCCGCGUCGCCUCCAUGCGCCUCCUGGAGAAGUUCUUCAACCGACCCUACCGGGGCAAACUAGAGGCUGGCAACGAGGAGCCUAUCACCCUCUACGACUUUCAGCCCAAGGGCGACUCUAUGGCGUCAAAAAAGACUCCUCCUCACAGCAUCAAGCUGAACAAGCGAGGUGACAGACUUGAAGUUCGCGUCACCCUCCCGCGGCACAUACCGGAUUCCGUCUUAGAUAUCAAGGCAGAUAAUGGAGGCUUCAAGUUGGACACCGGAAGCUGGGGAGGGGGCUACCACCUGGAGGCCGCAUGGCCGCAGAAUGUGGAGGGGAAGGAGAAUGCGGACGGAAACAGCAAGAGAGCCGGAGACAAGGUGAAGACAAGCAAGUCGAAGCAGCCGGCGAAGGGGAAGAAGGAGACAGGGAAGAAACAAGGCAAGAGGGGCAGGGCAGAGGUAGAGGAAGGGGGAGACUCGGCAGAGGUGGGCGCGAGUGACAAGAAGCCGAAGAAGAAGGCAAAGACGAUCGUGUCGGAUAAGAGCACGGCUCUUUCUCUCAUGGAGUCGAUCGUCGAUAAGGCAGAGGCUGAGGUGGAGACCAAGCUGAAGAAAGAGAAGGAGAAGAACGACAAGAUCAAGCAAAUCAUGGAUAAGCGCAAUGAGAGAAAGUCGAUGAAGCAAGAGAAGAAGACUGUGUUGAUGCAAAAGCUCAAGGAGGUGAGCUCCAAGAAGCAGGCGCAAGAGAAGAAGAAGGAGGAGGCCCCAGAGACAAAGAGCAAAAAGAAGCGAGUGAGCUGGGGACAGAACGAGUCAAGAUGA
Messenger RNA from Guillardia theta CCMP2712, 3738 nucleotides. RefSeq lists its product as hypothetical. The coding region runs from base 1 to 3738 and encodes 1245 amino acids. NCBI's taxonomy places the organism in Eukaryota, Cryptophyceae, Pyrenomonadales, Geminigeraceae. The transcript has 25 exons. The record is from RefSeq and is a predicted model, not a curated record.